AUAUAAGUGUUAAUUUAAAACAAGAAUUGUUUAUUUUUCGUUUUCAGGAAAAACGUCCUACAUGACGAACAUUUUUAGUUCUUUUUCAACAUCAAAGUAAUUAUUUUUCUUAAACAAACGCCAGAUGCGUUAGCUUUACUUUAGUUCAUUGAUCAAACAAUUCAUUAACCAGUAUGAUUUUCCGAAUAAUAACUUUGAUGGUACUGUGUAAUGUCAUACUAACAAUUAACCCACAAGAUACUUCCAUAAAUAAUUUUGGUUUAUAAACGGGUGUUGUGCUCAAGGAAAUACGGUAUCACGAUGCUACAUUUGUCAAAACAUAAAGGAUACCAAUCAAAUGGUAUGUGGCCAUGCAUAUUGUAAGUCGUGCGAAACUAUGUUCGACAAUUGUCCAAGUUGUUGUAUUGAAUUAAAGAGAGGAUAUACAGACUUCAAAAGUAUUACAUCCAAAAACGUUCAACCAACUAUAUUUAGCGAGGAAAUGCCCGGAAAACCUCUGACAUGUUGUGAUUGUGGAUCGAUGAAUGUAAACCUUUAUCAAGCGAAUUGUAGUCAUAUUUAUUGCUUAAAAUGUCUGAAUGUUAAAAAUAUAACAAAUAACAGAACAUGCAUAAAAUGCCGUUUACAAAUUAACAACGUUAAAUCUGAGAAUUUAAAGUGCUCUUUUUGCUCUAAAGUUACUGAAUUGUAUCAAAAAGAUUGUGAACACAUCUUUUGUUGUUUCUGUUUAAAUCAAUUCAAAAAUUGCUAUAAAUGCGAAUCCCAUAAAUUAACAGAAAAUCAAGAUGAUAAUUUAAGUGAAAUCAAAGAUGAAAUACCAAGUGUAAAUCCUGUUGAAUACACAAUUAAAAAAUACCAUGAAGUACCUAGUGAAAAAAUAGUCGAAUAUCUUAAUCAACAAUACAAUGAAAACUCAAAAACUGAGACGAAAUGUGAGCAUUGCAAAGAAGGGCCAGGAGAUUAUGAUGCGUAUUUAUACAAUCAUAAACUUUGUUAUGACUGCUAUAAAAAAAAUGAAAAAUGUUCAUUGUGCAUAGCUUUAGACAAUGUAGAUGAAAAUACCUUUUAAGAACUAUUAUAGUAUUAAGAUUUAUUAUCAAAACUAUUUAAAAAAUGAAGAUAACUAAUACAUAAAUUUAUUUAUAAAUCAACAUUUCAGUCACAAUUCAAUUCAUUAAAUUAAUUUCUGUGUCAUUUUUCAAAAAUUUGAUAAUGUAAAUUAUAUAGUUAAUUUUUUCUUAAAUGAGGAAAUGAUAUCAUCUACGAAAUAAUAAUAA
Messenger RNA from Daktulosphaira vitifoliae (grape phylloxera), 1277 nucleotides. RefSeq lists its product as uncharacterized. The transcript has 11 exons. NCBI's taxonomy places the organism in Eukaryota, Metazoa, Arthropoda, Insecta, Hemiptera, Phylloxeridae. Bases 338 to 1069 code for a protein of 243 amino acids. The record is from RefSeq and is a predicted model, not a curated record.